AUGGCGGAUCCUCCUGCGGACGCUGGGGGCGAGGAGGGCGGGGAUUGGCCCCUGGCGCGCAUCGGUGGAGCGACCCAGCCGGCGGAUGGGGUCCAGGGAAGCGGGGUGGAGGGCGGGAGGGACGGCGCAGACGGCAGGUUUGAAUCCUCGGCUGGGCAUUCGGGGGCCGUUGGGGGAAACGAGCCCGGCGAGCGGCCGCCGGCAGUGCCGCCGAUCGGCGACGGGCUGGAGGAAAUGCUGCUCAGGCUGGGGGGGGUCCACUGGGCGGGCGGCGACCUGCACCUGACGUCGCUGGAGGCCGACGGCACCAGCAGCCCCGCAAUUGAGGGCUACCUGGAUUUCUGCGACUUAAGCGCGACGCCCAAGUCGUCGGAGCGGUGGGGGGAGCGCUCGAGCACGAUGCCCCUGCAGCGGUCGCCCCUGGGUAGCGAGGUGGCCAAGGCCAGCAGCGCCAAGGCCGUGCUGAGUCCUCCUCGAGCCGCGGAUCCCACCGAAUGGCCCCGUCCGCCUGGUUCGAGCACGGGCGGAUCGGGCACUGGCGCGUCGGCCGAACAAUCGGCGGAGUGGGCCGGGAAGGGCCCCCUGGCGGGCGUGCCGCCCGUGCCCAGCGGGCGGUGGAGCCAGAGGGGCGAUGAGCGGCGGGAUCGAGCCCGUGGACCCGGCGCGGCGUCAAUCACGUCGUCCGAGGCGGCGAUGUCAUCUUCCGGCGCCCGGGGCGACCACCUGAGGCUCAUCCGCCACGGCUGGCGGGGCAGCUCGGGCGGCACGACGCGCCUGCUGGACGGCGCGCUGGAGGACCCCUUCUACGACAUGCCCGGGCGCUGCGCGAGGAUGGAGGAGCCCCCCGUGGAGUCCGGGGACUACCGGAUGCUCACCGGCCUGGGCAGCGGCAUACGGAUGGAGCUGGUGACCACGGACAGCACGCACACCACGGUGGCGCCCUACAGGUCGGUGGACAGGAGCGUGGGUGUAUCCAGCGCGGGCAGGCCGCCCCUGGCCAGCAAGGAGAGCUUCCUGCACUACGACGUGGAAGACCAGCAGCUGUCGCUGUCCACGGUGCCCGACUCCGGCGAGACCAGCGGCACUUCGCCAAACCUAAGAUCGGACGGGGCGGGCGCCUGGGAGGGGGCGGAAGGGACUCUGUCCCAGCGCUACAAGUCCUUGGUGUCAAGGGGAGACGGUCAGGGGAGGGUGGGAUUGAACCUGGAGGCCGUGCGGAGGGCGGGGGGUGCCGGCCCGGCGGUGGGGGAGCUGGACAGCGCCAGGAACAGCCGGAGCAGGCGGCCGGGAUCGAGCAGCCUGUCCGGGGAGAGCUCCGACGCCCCGCAGGGCGGUGGGAAGGAGGGGUCCGAGAGGGGGGUGGCGGGCGUGCGGGAGACCAGGCACGCCAGGGCGCUGUCCGACCCCACGUCGAUCCAUUCUCCGACGGUGGCCGAGGGACAGGAGGAGAGGAACGACAGCGCGGCCGACACGGCGUUUCCGGCCUGGCCCAUGCCCGACGGAAAGGAUAAGAGGCACUCCGUGGACGAGAAGCUCGAGACCGGCCAGAGCUGGCCUGUGGAGAUCAACUCGUACCCGCCGAGCGAGUCCAGGCACGCGCUGCCGCCGGGGCCCGGCUGGCAGCCCCCAAUGUGGCAGCAGCAGCAGCAGUACAAGGCCUACGAGGCGGCCUUGGGGCUGGCGCCCGUGCGGAGCAUCCAGAUGAAUAGCAUCUCGGUUUCGGGGCCGCUGCCGGAGGGGAGUGUGGCGGGCAUGGAAACCAGCCUGGUCGGGAAGGGGUUGGGGAGGGUGGGGAGACUGAGGAGGCUGUUUGGUAGGCUGUUUUGGUGCAGAUGGCCCGGAGGAAAGAAGAGGGCCACAGUGGGAGAGGAUGAAGAAGUGGCCAACUCCAUAUUUUAUGAAGGAGUGGACGAAGGUGUCUGUAAGGAGACGGGUCUGGGGAGGUCGACUGCUGGGUAUGCCAGGAGGCAGAAAUUUAUGAUGCGGAUGAUAGAGGAGUCGAGACUCGAGUGA
This is a messenger RNA of Ostreobium quekettii, 2013 nucleotides long. Lineage: Eukaryota; Viridiplantae; Chlorophyta; Ulvophyceae; Bryopsidales; Ostreobiaceae. The record is from the annotation of a GenBank genome assembly.